AUGGCGCGGGUGAUUCCCUUACAGCAGGUGGACCAGCGCUACGUCUCCCCGGGACGCCCCACCCCGCUGCUGCGCCACGCCACGCCCACCGCGUCGCCCUGGGGCGCGCGCAGCGUCACGCCGACGCAGUCGCCGGUGGUGCGGCGCGCCGCGACGCCGGUGACGACGCCGGGACAGCUGCCGGUCUACGGACAGCUGCCGGCCUUCCCCAGCUACACCGCUGCCGUGGGUGUCCCGGCCGCCCCCGUCGCCGGGCUCAGCACUUGGAGCGCGCGGCCGGCGCCCCUGGAGUUGGCGGUGGGCAUCGUGGUGCGAAUCGGCGCAGUGCAGUGCAUGAUCUCCGAGCCCUUGGGCAUGGGUUCCUUUGGCGUGGUCUGGGCGGCCAAGACCUCUGCAGCACCACAGGAGGUGGCGGUGAAGGAGAUGAUUUGCAACAGCGACACCGAGCUCGGCCGAGCGGAGUAUGAGAUCAAGCUGCUGAAGAUGUCCGGGCACAGAUAUCCCGCAGAUAGGAUGGGGGUGGGACAUGUCAAGCAGGAGUUCUGUGAUGUGGUUUCUGUCAGGAAACCGAUAUAUUUGGAUUAUAUAUGUACUGGAAGAUACACAAAUGUGUGCAACCUGAUCGUCACGACAGUCACUACAUGCUUCAUCCUAUAG
This is a messenger RNA of Durusdinium trenchii, 657 nucleotides long. Lineage: Eukaryota; Dinophyceae; Suessiales; Symbiodiniaceae. The record is from the annotation of a GenBank genome assembly.